Molecule: messenger RNA, 801 nt
Organism: Caenorhabditis remanei
Lineage: Eukaryota; Metazoa; Nematoda; Chromadorea; Rhabditida; Rhabditidae
Exons: 5
Coding region: 1-801 (266 amino acids)
Cellular component (GO): early endosome
Molecular function (GO): metal ion binding; phosphatidylinositol binding
Source: RefSeq, a predicted model, not a curated record
AUGGUCGAUCGACUCGUGAAUAGUGAAGUCAACGCUCGGAGAAUGGCUAAUGUAGAGCAAUGCUUCGGCAAAAUGGGUGAACCACUAGCCCAGUUUGGACGUGUUCUUGUUGGUGAAGGUGUGCUUGUAAAAAUGUGUCGGAAGAAACCAAAACAACGUCAAUUUUUCCUCUUCAACGACAUUCUAGUUUAUGGAAAUAUUGUGAUUUCGAAAAAACGAUAUAACAAGCAAAGAAUCCUACGCUUGGAAGGCGUACAAGUAGAAGAUCUUGAAGAUGAUGGAGCUCAAAAGUAUGGAUGGAUCAUUAAAACACCUGCGAAAUCAUUUGCUGUUUAUGCUGCCACUGAAACGGAAAAACGAGAAUGGAUGUUGCACGUUGAGAGAUGUGUUUCUGAUCUUCUUGAGAGAGGAAACAAACAAGCAGCUACUGCGCAUGCUGCGGUGUGGAUUCCAGACGGAGAAGCAACGAAAUGUAUGGUCUGUGGGAAGACACAAUUUAAUUUGGUUCAAAGAAGACAUCAUUGUCGAAGCUGUGGACGUGUCGUAUGUGGAUCGUGCUCUUCCAAAUCUUUCCGCAUUGAUAACGUCAAUAAAAAGCCGGUUCGAGUCUGUGAUCAUUGCUUCGACAGCUUGAGUACUACUACGCCGGGACAAGAAGGAUCAGAAGCGAAGACUGGAAAUCGUUUGCAUCAUGAAGAUUCUUCAUCUGAGAGUGAAGAUGAGGCGAAUAAUAGCGGACGAUCAAGUAACGAAAGCCGACCUACUUUCUAUCGGGAAGAUGUUCAACAGCCAAAUGUAUAA